Guillardia theta CCMP2712 is the source of this 1152-nucleotide messenger RNA. RefSeq lists its product as hypothetical. Lineage: Eukaryota; Cryptophyceae; Pyrenomonadales; Geminigeraceae. Gene Ontology annotation, molecular function: dTDP-glucose 4,6-dehydratase activity. Gene Ontology annotation, biological process: nucleotide-sugar metabolic process. The record is from RefSeq and is a predicted model, not a curated record. The transcript has 8 exons. Bases 4 to 1047 code for a protein of 347 amino acids.
AGGAUGGAGUACAAGCCGAAGAGCGUUCUGUUCACGGGAGGAUGCGGCUUCAUUGGCAGCCACGUGUUGAAGGCACUGGUCAAGAAGUACCCAGAAGUACGCUUCGUCAACCUCGAUGUGCUCGAUAGAUGUGCUUCUGUGAACAACAUCUCCGAAGUCUCCUCUGCUCCUAACUACGCGUUCUGCCGCGGAGAUGUCUGCAACUUCGACCUCGUCUCACAUCUCAUGGAGUUCCACAAGAUCGACACCGUCAUGCAUUUUGCCGCCCAGAGCCAUGUCGACGCAUCCUUCGGUAACCCCCUGGCUCACACUCAGACGAACGUUCUUGGCACGCACACCCUCUUAGAGUGCGCUCGUCGAUUCGAGAUCAAGAGGUUCAUCCACGUCUCAACGGACGAGGUCUACGGAGACGUUCUGGGAGACGGAGUGGAGGAGAACGCCAUGUUGGAACCCACGAACCCUUACUCGUGCUCCAAGGCUGCUGCUGAGUUCAUCACCAAGGCAUACAUGAAGUCCUACAAGCUCCCCGUCAUCAUCACGAGAGGAAACAACGUGUACGGCCCCGCCCAGUACCCGGAGAAAGUCAUCCCCAAGUUCAUCCUGCGUCUGCUCCGAGGCAAGAAGUGCUGCAUCCACGGCAAGGGCGAGGCUCGCAGGAGCUACAUCCACGUCGACGACGUUGUUCGCGCCUUCGACGUCAUCCUCCACCGUGGAGAACCCUUCCAUGCCUACAACAUCGGAUCCCCUUUUGAGAUCUCCAUGAUCGAGCUCGCUCACCAGCUCAUCCGCGAGUUGGGUCUCCGCCCAGCUGGAUCUGAGGGAGAGCUGGUUGAGCACGUGCACGAUCGUAACAUCAACGAUCUUCGCUAUGCCAUCAACGACACCAAGCUGCAGAAUCUCGGGUGGAGGCCGGAGGUGGAAUGGAGCCAGGGGCUGACCAAGACCAUCGAGUGGUACAAGGGGCUCAAGGACAGCUACUGGCCGGACUACGAAGAAGCGCUGGCGCCUCAUCCUGUGCGAGAUCCGUCGAGGGAGUCGGUCAUGUGAAGAUGAAGGACGAGGAUUCUUGUCGUCGAGAUUUUAACAUGCGUCUAGUUACAAUGAUAAGACAAGAAUGAAGAGAACUGCAAAGACAAUGAAUGUCAUACGUGG